This is a messenger RNA of Trematosphaeria pertusa, 1092 nucleotides long. Its product is annotated as terpenoid synthase. The coding region runs from base 1 to 1092 and encodes 363 amino acids. The record is from RefSeq and is a predicted model, not a curated record. Gene Ontology annotation, molecular function: carbon-oxygen lyase activity, acting on phosphates. The transcript has a single exon. Lineage: Eukaryota; Fungi; Ascomycota; Dothideomycetes; Pleosporales; Trematosphaeriaceae.
AUGGCCCAUUCUCGCCAUGACUCUGCUGCGCAGCUCUCAACACUGGGAAAUGUCUCCAAAGAAGAGUACGGCCAGAUACUGUCCACAUUCCUCUCCGAUAUCGAUUUCUACAUGCCACCGUUCAGCUACGACUUCUCCCUCGAAGAACCGGUAAUGGCUUACUUUGCACGUCAGCCUAACUGGCCUCCUCAUCUCACGGAAAAGGCCGUUAGCAUGGCCAAAUGGAUGUCCACCGGCCUCGGAAUGUGCUACCCGUUUGCCGAGAAAGACAUUCAAGUCGCAUACGGUAUCCACGCUACCUAUGUCCUCUUCAUCGACGACAUCAUCCAUGAGCUUGGGAAUGCUCUCGACGAAUUCGAAGCCCGCCUUGUGAGCGGCAAACCACAAAAGUCACCGAUCCUGCAAUCACUGGUCAACUUCCUGCUCAACAACGACACGUACAUGGGACCAUAUGCCGCAGCCAUGAAUACAAAGGCGACCAUCGAAUUCAUCUGCGGUUGCAUCAUGGAACGAGAUUAUGACGGAAAAGUUGUGCCGCCAGUCGGGGCGAAGAAGUUCCCCAGCUACUUUCGGGAGAAGACAGGCUACACGGAGCCGUAUGCGCACUUUUGCUUCCCUGAGGCGAUAUUCCCCGAGAAGGAUUAUUUGCAUGUGUACAUGCCAUGCAUCCAGGAUCUCAUCGAGUUCAUCAGCUACGCCAAUGACAUCCUUUCCUUUUAUAAGGAAUCCGUCGUCGGAGAUGAGCGUUUGAAUUAUGUUUGCAACAUCGCGAACACGCACGGAUUAGGGGCCGCGGAUGCACUGAGCUUGGUCUGCAAGAAUGUUACGGAAAAUGUUACGACUGUGCGGACGGUGUUGAAAGAGUAUCCAGAAAUGAAGGACACAGUUGACGAAUUCUUUCGUGGAUACAUUGCUUGGUACCUGAACCAGAAGAGGUACAAGCUUACGGAUAUCAUCGUGAAGGAUUCCGGGGGCCGGCUCUUUAGGCUAACGCCCACGGAGCCUGAGCUACUGCACAAGAAGAGAAGAGAGGAGGCAAAAGCAAUCGAAACGAAUGAGAAAGUCGCGCAAGCCACUGCUGUGGAAGUGUAG